AUGGCUACCGCAGCCGUCGACAAGGCUCCCCGCGAGCGCAAGAUGAGCACCCAUGCUCCUAUCUCGACUAUGCAAGGACCUGUUGGGCCGGGGUUCACGAGGCCUAAGCAUAAGAGAACAGUAACUGGCUUCGGCGCUGGUGAAAUCAAGGCUGUCGAGAGCAGCAUCCCAGAGCACAUGAGGGAAGCAUGGAGAAAGUUUUCUGCGACCGGCUUCAAGACCAAGGACGAGUUCGGCAAAGAGGUCGUCAAGCACAUUGAGACAACUCUCGCACGUUCCCUCUUCAACUGUGAUGAGCUUGCCGCUUACUCCGGAACCGCUCUCGCCUUCAGAGACCGCCUGGUCAUUGAUUGGAAUAAGACUCAACAAAGACAGACUUUUGCUGAUCAGAAACGAAUCUACUACCUUUCUCUAGAAUUCUUGAUGGGAAGAGCUCUUGACAAUGCCAUGCUUAAUGUUGGUCUGAAGAACGUUGCCAAAGACGGUCUGGCCGAUCUUGGAUUCCGCAUCGAGGAUGUGGUCAACCAGGAGCACGACGCCGCUCUGGGCAACGGCGGUCUGGGAAGACUUGCUGCUUGCUUUCUCGACAGCAUGGCUUCACUCAACUACGCCGCCUGGGGCUACGGUCUCAGAUACCGAUACGGUAUCUUCAAGCAAGAGAUCGAGAAUGGCUACCAGGUGGAGAUUCCGGAUUACUGGCUCGACUUCAAUCCCUGGGAGUUCCCUCGACACGACGUGACAGUCGACGUUCAGUUCUACGGUUGGGUUAACAAGUACACCGAUCAAGAAGGUCGACAGAUCACCUCCUGGCAAGAUGGUGAGAUCGUCACUGCUGUCGCUUAUGACGUCCCCGUUCCCGGCUACGGCACUCCAACCGUCAAUAACCUCCGUCUUUGGUCCAGCAAAGCCUCCUCCGGCGAGUUCGACUUUGCAAAGUUCAACGCCGGUGAUUAUGAGAGCGCUGUGGGAGAUCAACAACGCGCCGAGACCAUCUCUGCCGUGCUAUACCCCAAUGACAACCUCGAGCGAGGUAAAGAGCUGCGGCUGAAGCAGCAAUACUUCUGGUGCGCUGCCUCACUGCACGACAUCGUUCGCCGCUUCAAGAAAUCCAAGAGGAAGUGGUCUGAGUUCCCAGAUCAUGUUGCUAUCCAGCUCAACGAUACGCAUCCAACCCUGGCUAUUGUCGAGCUUCAGCGCAUCCUGUCCGAUAUCGAAGGCCUCAAGUGGGAUGUAGCCUGGGAUAUCGUCACUCGAACAUUCGGCUACACAAACCACACUGUCCUUCCUGAGGCUCUCGAGAAGUGGUCUGUCCCUCUUAUUCAGAAUCUCCUGCCCCGACACCUUGAAAUCAUCUACGACAUUAAUCUGUACUUCUUGCAGCUUGUAGAGAAGCGCUUCCCCAAGGACCGCGAACUUCUCUCCAGAGUUUCCAUCAUUGAGGAGUCUCAGCCCAAGAUGGUUCGUAUGGCUUUCUUGGCCAUUGUUGGUUCACACAAGGUCAACGGUGUGGCUGAACUGCACUCCGAUCUGAUCAAGACCACCAUCUUCAAGGACUUCGUGACAAUUUACGGUCCGGACAAAUUCACCAACGUCACUAAUGGCAUCACGCCCAGAAGAUGGCUGCACCAAGCGAAUCCUCGCUUAUCAGAGCUCAUUGCAUCAAAGGUCGGCAGCUACGACUUCCUCAAGGAUCUCACACUGCUCAACAAACUCGAGGCCUUCGUUGACGACAAGGAUUUCAAGAAGGAGUGGUCCGAGAUCAAGUAUGCCAACAAGGUCCGCCUCGCUCAACACAUUCUUAACACGACCGGCGUCAGCGUCAAUCCAAAGGCUCUUUUCGACGUUCAAGUUAAGCGGAUCCACGAAUAUAAACGCCAGCAACUCAACAUUUUCGGCGUCAUUCAUCGAUACAUGGCCAUCAAGUCAAUGUCUGCGGAAGAGAGGAAGAAGCUGGCUCCCAGAGUUUCCAUCUUCGGUGGCAAGGCUGCUCCGGGCUACUGGAUGGCCAAGACCAUUAUCCAUCUCAUCAAUAAGGUCGGUGAGGUUGUGAACAACGACAAAGACGUGGGCGACUUGCUCAAGGUGAUCUUCUUAGAGGACUACAACGUCAGUAAGGCUGAGAUCAUUAUCCCGGCCUCCGACAUCAGCGAACACAUCUCAACCGCCGGAACCGAGGCGUCUGGCACCAGCAACAUGAAGUUUGUGCUCAACGGUGGCUUGGUCAUCGGCACUCUGGACGGUGCGAAUAUUGAGAUCACCCGCGAGAUUGGCGAAGAGAACGUGUUCCUGUUCGGUACCCUCUCUGAGGAUGUUGAAGAUCUACGACAUGCCCACUUCUACGGCAAAUACGAGCUCAACCCCGAGCUGAAGAAAGUCUUUGAUCACAUCAAGUCGGGCGCUUUUGGCGACCAGGGUGCUUUCAGCGGCUUGAUCAAUGGUAUCGUCGAUCACGGUGAUUACUACCUCGUUUCGGACGAUUUCCACAGUUAUUGCAAGUGUCAAACCCAAGACCUCAUUGAUGAGGCCUACAAAGACCAAGACAAGUGGGUCACUCGUUCGAUUCAAAGUGUAUCCCGGAUGGGCUUUUUCUCAUCGGAUCGCUGUAUCGAGGAGUAUGCAGACUCCAUUUGGAACAUUGAGCCGCUCCAGGUCAAAGAGGAAGCCGAGGUGCGCGCACGUACUGGCCUUGAGACCUAG
Molecule: messenger RNA, 2697 nt
Organism: Cyphellophora europaea CBS 101466
Lineage: Eukaryota; Fungi; Ascomycota; Eurotiomycetes; Chaetothyriales; Cyphellophoraceae
Exons: 10
Coding region: 1-2697 (898 amino acids)
Biological process (GO): glycogen catabolic process
Cellular component (GO): cytoplasm
Molecular function (GO): pyridoxal phosphate binding; glycogen phosphorylase activity
Source: RefSeq, a predicted model, not a curated record